AGGAGUAUUAGUAUUCUGUGUAGUGUAACCUGUGCCGUCAGAUAAUUUUUUUAUUUACAAAUUACAAACAGGAAAGAAAACUCAAUGAUUUGUCCCGAUUUUUUAGAAUUUCAGGAUGUCCUGAAAAAGAUGCGUGUACUUGAUGAUAAAAUCGUUUACACUUUAAACACAUCUUUACCAACAGAAUCGUUUAAAAGUAAAGUAGAUGCAACAUCAGUAUGUCAAGACUUAUUCCACCAGAUACAAAAUGGGCACAGCGAGAGGGAAAAUGUUAUAAAAAAUUGCAUAGUUUCAACUGCUGAAUCAGUAAAGAAAUUAAAGGAGGCAAAAGAGAGUGCACCUGAUGACAUAGAUGUGCUUAGGAAUCUUAAGACUGAACAAAAAAAGUUACGCCUUUUGCAAACUGAACUCAGUGUGGAAGAAGUAAUCAAAGAGAAGACAACAAAACUAUUUAUUGAAAAAUGUAGAACAUAUUAUAAACCGAAUAACUUAUGAAGACUGAUAAGCAUGCAUUUAUUUGUUGUAGGGGUGUAUAUAAAUAUAUAAAUAGAUAGUA
Molecule: messenger RNA, 556 nt
Organism: Pararge aegeria (speckled wood butterfly)
Lineage: Eukaryota; Metazoa; Arthropoda; Insecta; Lepidoptera; Nymphalidae
Gene: Ccdc58
Product: coiled-coil domain-containing protein 58
Exons: 3
Coding region: 85-495 (136 amino acids)
Cellular component (GO): mitochondrial intermembrane space; mitochondrion
Source: RefSeq, a predicted model, not a curated record